UUUAAAUUUCAAAAAAUAUUAUUAUAACACGAUUUAAAUCGUGAAUUAUAAACAUGGCUUUUUUAAAACAAUUCAAAUUAUUUCUUUAUUCUACGAAGUACCUACGAUUUAACACAUCGACAAAAUUAAAUAAAUUGUUUUCGUCUGGAGCUGUUCCUACAUCGAAUGAAAUUUCAGAAACUAUUCAUCCAAAUGUUAAAACAUCCAAACACCAACAUAUUACUUUAAUAUCAUUGAAUAGACCAGAUGAUAAAAACUCAUUAAAUGUGGAAACUCUUUAUGAUUUAAAAAAAGCUGUUACAAAUUUUGAAAAUGACUCUUCGUCAACUGUUGCUGUUCUAUAUGGUGAAGGGGGAUCAUUCUGUGCAGGAAUGGACUCUGAUGAAUUGUCCAAUGCACCACAAAUAUUCAAUGAAUUUUUACAAUCACAUUGUCAAAAACCAAUCAUAGCUGCUGUUUCUGGAUUUGCUUACAAUGCUGGUUUUGAUUUGUGCUUGUGGUGUGAUUUGCGCAUUGUUGAAGAAAAUGCUGUCAUGGCAAUUGAUAGAAAAUUAAAGACUUCAAAAUCAGAAAUAUCUUUUAAGAGGCUUUUAAAAUCUGUAGGUUAUUCAAGAACUAUGGAUAUAUUAUUGACUGGCAGAGAUGUACACUCUAAAGAAGCAUUUGACUGUGGUCUUGCAAACCGCGUAGUUGCAUGUGGAUCAAGUGUUGGUCAAGCAGUACUUAUGGCAUUUAAUAUCAGUAAAUUUCCCCAACAGUCAAUUAACGAUGAUAGAAGUGUAAUAUAUAAAAUGGUAUCAGAAUAAUAUUGUAAUAUACAAGGGGUUUUAUUACCUUUUUUGUGGACAUAAAUGUUAAUUGAAGAAUGUACAGAAGAUACGUCGAUAAAUUGUAUUCUCAAUAAAAGUGAAUACAAUUUAUUAUGAAAUAAACUAUUUUUCGAUGUA
Aphis gossypii (cotton aphid) is the source of this 947-nucleotide messenger RNA. RefSeq names its product probable enoyl-CoA hydratase, mitochondrial. NCBI's taxonomy places the organism in Eukaryota, Metazoa, Arthropoda, Insecta, Hemiptera, Aphididae. The record is from RefSeq and is a predicted model, not a curated record. Bases 54 to 806 code for a protein of 250 amino acids. The transcript has 4 exons.